AUGAAUGACAUGGAUACUUUGCCUCCCCCUCCAUGGGGCAGGCUGGCUAUUGAACAAUAUUUCAUCAUAAACUGGAAUUACUCCUUGACCGAAACCCGUGAUCAGCAACGAAAAAGGCUGGUCACUGACUUCCUCGACGAGGAAUCCUUUCCUUAUGAAUGGACAGAAGAUUGGAGUAGUCUCCAAGAAGGUGUCGAGCGGCCCCGUGAGCCUACAACCGAGGAAGUGGACACAAUCCUCCGACCUUACCGUAACGACUUACUUCGAUGGCACGCAAUGACUAUGUUCUAUGAUAAGACAUGUCCCGCUUUACUACGAACGCACUAUAGCGCCGACGAAGGAGAGAGAGCUAGACACGAUGAUCUAAUGACUCACUGGAUUAGCGGAGAUCCCUUUGAAUCAGAAGCCUGGUGGGCGGUCCUCGAUAAUGCGGAUCUCUUUAACUUUGGCUCGGAGUGGCGGCGUGUGUACGAGAUACUUCCUGAAGUCGCGGGCCCAAUUAAUCCCUCUGUCGAUGAUAGAUUCAGGAUUCAGCGGGCCUGUGAUGGAGAACACCUUGAUUGUCUCCGUUCUAGGUUCAAAACCCAACUUGCCGAAGCGAAAGUAGACACGGAAGCUUGGCGCGAGGACCGAGAUGCAAUUAUUGAUAGCUGCGCGAUGGAAUUGCAAAACUACGCUACGGUGACUUAUCUCAUUAUUGCCGACGAGGAGGCUUUCCGAUCUGGAAGUCUGCGGGUGCUUUAUUUAGAUGGUUUUCGAAACAUCAUUCGCGAAGGUCGUAUGGAUCCUGUGGAUGAUGAUAUCUUCAAUGUGAUUGGGAUAUGGAUGGAAACCGACGAAUUCCUUCAAAGCUCUACUGUUGGGGAGAAGUAUCGAGCUAAAGCAGAGUUAGGGAGGGAACUGUAUCAAUUAACGGAUCCCAAGGUCAACUGA
Molecule: messenger RNA, 933 nt
Organism: Penicillium mononematosum
Lineage: Eukaryota; Fungi; Ascomycota; Eurotiomycetes; Eurotiales; Aspergillaceae
Exons: 2
Coding region: 1-933 (310 amino acids)
Source: RefSeq, a predicted model, not a curated record